Dictyostelium purpureum is the source of this 1338-nucleotide messenger RNA. RefSeq lists its product as uncharacterized. NCBI's taxonomy places the organism in Eukaryota, Evosea, Eumycetozoa, Dictyosteliales, Dictyosteliaceae. Gene Ontology annotation, biological process: protein deubiquitination. Bases 1 to 1338 code for a protein of 445 amino acids. The record is from RefSeq and is a predicted model, not a curated record. Gene Ontology annotation, molecular function: cysteine-type deubiquitinase activity. The transcript is spliced from 5 exons.
AUGAAUUAUUAUUUUUUCAUUUGUGUUCUUUUAUUUAUUGUUGGUACCAUUAUUAUUUAUUAUUUUGGUAAAUUAAAUUUCAACAAAAACACCCACAAUUACGAAGGUUGCCAAUGCUCUUCCAUUAAUGGUGAAUUCUGCCGUUACUGUACCAUUAAUGACCAAAACUGUGCAAGAAAACAAGAAGAACGUCAACAACAACAACAACAACAACAAUUACAACAACAACUGCAAUAUCAACAACAAAGAAAACAAAUCAAUGAACAAUAUCAACAACAACAACAACAAUAUCAAAAAUUUCAACCAUUGGUCAAUACAAGAGGGUUGUCAAGUACUCAACCUCUUAAAUUAAAUGAAACUCAAAUGGCAGAGAUACGUUUAAAGGAACGUAUAAAAUUAUAUUCAUUGAUGGUCAGAAGGGAAAUCCCAGGCGAUGGAAAUUGCCAGAUACAUUCUCUUUCUGAUCAAAUCUAUGGUGACUUGUGCCAUAGUAGAUUAAUUAGAAGCAAUAUUGCACAAUGGCUCAGAAAUAAUAAAGAUUUCAAACUUCCAAACGGAGCCACCCUUUCUAACUUUGUCUCUGAAGCAAGUUGGGAAGAUUAUUGUAGCAAUAUGUCAAAAAAUGGUACAUGGGGUGACCAUUUAACACUAGUCGCCGCAGCUGAAUUAUAUAAAACAAAUAUUACAAUUAUUUCAUCAGUUGCAUCACAAAAUAGUUUCUUCAUUGAAAUUAAACCAAGAAUCAAAAGCGACCGUAAUAUUAUAUUAUCCCAUUUUUCCGAGUUUCAUUAUGGCUCAUUAUCCCAAAUGUGUAGAAUACCAAGAGAUGUAGCAAAACAAAACCAUUGGAGUAUUUCCUAUCAUUUCAUAUCAUUAAAUGUACCAACAUUUUUACCAAACUACACAAUUAAUAAUAAAAGUUUUUCAAUAUCAUCAAUUAAAUCAUUAGAAUUACUAUUAAAAUAUCGAAGUAAAAGUAAUAACAAUACAACAACAAAAGCACCAGAAACUACAACAUUCAGUUUAAAAAAUAGUAAUAGUAACUAUAAUUUAAAUAGUAUUAGUGAAUAUAGCAAUCUAAAUAAUAAUAGUACCAGUUUAGCCCGAAGCUCAAGUUGUAGUUGUAAUAGUAAUGAUAGCAAUAUGAGUAGUGGUAGUAGCGGUUGCAACAAUAAAAAAAAGGAAUUAAAAUCACCACCAAAUUAUAUACUACUACAUUUAAAAACAUUAAAUAUCGGUAAUAUUCAAGAGACAUUAGAUAAGUUUCAUUCAAACAGAGCUGACCACCCAAAGAUUACCUUGAAUAAUAAAGAAAUGUCUCAAGUAUUCAAAUAUUAA